ACUGAGUGUGCACAUCACUGGGUGUGUACGUCACUGGGUGUGCACAAGCCAACACAUGUACUAAAAUGUCUUGCUCUUGUUCUUGGUUUGGCUGCAGAAGCAGUUCGACACGCUCCAAGCGACGAAGAUGUUCGACAAGAUGGAGGAGGGAGAUCAGCUGCGGCAGAUGGUCCAGUGAACUUUCGACAUUAUUCUAGGAGUACGUCACCUGUCCUAGGUUGGCGCUGCUGCCAAAGUCAUACUCCAGCGCUCAAAUUCUGCUGUCAAAGUUUCAUGAAGUGCUCAGUGGUGAACAGCGGUCAAAUGGACGAUACCCACUUCCUGAGAGCGUUCCUGCAUAGUCCUGGUCCUCGAAUGCACCCUUUCAUGGAGCUCAAGUAUUUCACAUCGGGAUUCAUCUACAUACAGAGCUCGGCGCCGUCGCUAGUGCUGGUCUUCCUGCUGAGCUACUGCGCGGCGUCCACCGCCUUCGCCUGCCUGCUGUCCGUCUUCUUCUCGCGUGCCAGCGUGGCCGCCGCCGUGUGCGGCAUGGUGUUCGUCCUCUCCUACCUGCCCUACGCCACGCUCGACCUCUGGGGCCACUGGGACACGCCCGCCAUCAAGUAUAUCGUUGGGCUGCUGUCGAACGUGGCGUUCGGCUUCGGCUGCCUGUACCUGUCGUCGUUCGAGCUGCUGGGCGUGGGCGCGACGUGGGAGCGCGCGCGCCGCAGCCCCUACGACAACGACGACUACUCGCUGCUGGCCAGCAUGGUGGCGAUGCUCGUCGACGCCCUGCUCUACAUGCUGCUCGCCUGGUACAUCUCCAACGUGUGGCCAGGUGCGCCUCUACGCUGACGCGAUCAGCUCGGCGCUCGUGAAUGCAACGUGCCUCAAAAUGAG
Gryllus bimaculatus (two-spotted cricket) is the source of this 879-nucleotide messenger RNA. The record is from the annotation of a GenBank genome assembly. Lineage: Eukaryota; Metazoa; Arthropoda; Insecta; Orthoptera; Gryllidae.